Molecule: messenger RNA, 1403 nt
Organism: Myripristis murdjan (pinecone soldierfish)
Lineage: Eukaryota; Metazoa; Chordata; Actinopteri; Holocentriformes; Holocentridae
Product: cytochrome c iso-1/iso-2-like
Exons: 3
Coding region: 272-586 (104 amino acids)
Molecular function (GO): heme binding; electron transfer activity
Source: RefSeq, a predicted model, not a curated record
CUGUUAUGUAGUUUUAUUAUUGUCGUCGCACAUCGAAACGAUCCCCGCCUAUUCACCUACUCCCGACGGAAAUUUGAAUGAUUUUUCUCUGAAGGUUCAGUCCGGACGUGUUCUUGUAAGAGUUGCGGGCUAUUUUUUCCUCUUUUAAAAGCUGCAAAACUAAGUUGCAGUCGAGCGAUCACCUCGGAGUGGCGAAGUUGACUUCUCUUCCCGGAGAAAUUGGAACAACUAAUCUUCUAUUCAUCCCGUCAGGUCAUGUAAGCUGGUGGUCAUGGGGGACAUCAAGAAAGGAAAGAAAGUUUUUGUCCAGAAAUGUUCCCAGUGUCACACAGUGGAGGAGGGGGGGAGACACAAGGUGGGACCCAACCUGUGGGGUCUGUUUGGGAGGAAGACUGGCCAGUCACCUGGCUACUCCUACACACAGGCCAACAUCGAUAAGGGUAUAGUGUGGGGAGAAGAAACACUGAUGGUCUACCUUCACAACCCUAAGAAAUACAUCCCGGGUACCAAGAUGAUCUUUUCUGGGAUUAGAAAGAAAAGGGAGAGAGAGGAUCUUAUAGCCUAUUUAAAGGACGCCACCUCCUAAAGGAAACACACACACACAACACACAUGCAGACGUGUGGAAGGAGGCAUCAUACAUUUAGGAAAAAACACAGAAGUUAAAGGAGGCUGUCAUAUAUUUAUUUUGUCAUCAUGUCAUAUACUUGUAUGUAUAUUUGCUCAUUCAUAUCUGUGUUAGCACACUGUGGUCUGCUUUUUGCAUUGUUCCACAUUGCUGCCAUGCUUUUGUGAGUUGGAGACUGCUUUUAAUUAUGGUGUGAGUCACCCUUACUUCAACUUGUGGGUUUUCCGGAGAGUUCUCAGUCAAUGCCUCUUAAAAUAUGGCAUCCUGCUCCAAACUUAACUACUUUUCCAAAGCUUGCACAAAGCGAUACUGUAUGCACUUUGUAUUUUCACCACUUUUAUUCUUACUGUGGGAAUGGCUAUUAGGCAUUUUUGUUCUUUUUAAAUUGCUUUUUUUUUUUUAUCUUGUAUGACUACUGCUUGCUAAAUUGAUUUUCUACUACAAUCUUUAGUUAGGUAGAUGUAAUGUUGGUUCUACAUGGAUAUAAUCUAGCAAUAUUUUUGACCACAGAGUGUUAGAGUGAUUUUCAUUAUUAUCAUUAUUUUAAUGCUGGCACGUUUCAAAAUUAAGGGUUUGAUUGUUUUUUUAUAUAAUAGUUUGACAAUGAGAAUUGUUAUUAAUGUUAAAACAAUAAUUUAUCACUUUGCUUUAUGAGGACACCAAAGUGACAAAGUAAAGCAGCACUUGCAUUUAAAUCAUGUUUUUUAGUGAGCUAGUCUUUUACACUUCCAAACAAAUAUUCUUUCAUUGACUUGAAUAAAAUUUGAUUGAAGUGGA